Molecule: messenger RNA, 420 nt
Organism: Psammomys obesus (fat sand rat)
Lineage: Eukaryota; Metazoa; Chordata; Mammalia; Rodentia; Muridae
Gene: Ly6g5c
Product: lymphocyte antigen 6 family member G5C
Exons: 3
Coding region: 1-420 (139 amino acids)
Cellular component (GO): external side of plasma membrane
Source: RefSeq, a predicted model, not a curated record
AUGCUUUUCAUGGUAGGCCCUGCGGCCAGCUGGACUCGGGGGCCCCUGAGUCUCCACAGGGCCAGCCCGGCCCUGUCUGCUGCCCUCUUUCUACAGCUGCCCUGGGGAACUUGGUUCUUGGGGUGCCUCCUGGAGUCUGACAUCGGCCUCGCACCCCUGGGCGGCAGCUGUGCCACCCUGCACAUAGAGAACAGCAGGCGGACCCCUCCACGCCCAGGGCUGGCUCCCCAGCCUCUCCCCAUGCCCCAGUGCAGCCCUAAGACAUUUCAGCACUUUCUGUCAGGUCCCCCACCGGUGGGAACAGUCGUCCAACUGUCCCUACACCGAGCUUCCCCGGUGUCCGGCUUCCGGAUACUCUGUCAGUGCUGCUGCCUGGAUUUCUGCAACAACCCGAAAAGCAAAGAGGCCACUUCGUACUAG